CUAGUUUUGGAAAGGGGAUCUGAUUAUACACCUGCCUUUCGCGGAAGUGCAACGUCUAGAUCCUUAUGGGUCUAGGGAGAAAUCAGGUCAGUGUGUGGCUUUAUUUCUGCAAGUUACUUUUGUCUCAGUGCAGGAUGAGGGCGGUCCGUGGAAACGGAGCAGCGUGGAUCCAUGGAGAUGGCAGGGGCGUUCGGCAGGUACCAUACUGUCCUGACUUCUCAGGAGCACAAGCAUCAUAUAAAGGAAGAGGAAUUUACAAGAUUUGGGUAUCUGCAUUCGAGCAGAAGACACCAAGACAGCAUCCAAGUGGUCAGCAACUUUCUGAAAAAAGAAGACAAUGAUCCAGGCCAAGGUGUUGCUGACACUGGAGGACGUGGCCGUGAGUUUCACCCGGGAGGAGUGGCAGCUCCUGGGCCCUGCUCAGAAGGACCUGUACCGGGACGUGAUGCUGGAGAACUACAGCAGCCUGGUGUCAGUGGGGUAUCAAGCCAGCAAGCCGGAUGCCCUCUCCAGGUUGCUGUGUGGAGAACCGUGGAUGGUGGAGGAUGAGCUCCACUGCCGAACCCCUUCCAACAUCGGGAAAACUGACGAUGACUUGCCAAGGUAUUUACAAAAUGAAAGCAAAGUGAAAAGGUUGGAGAAGUGGCACGAACAUAAUACAUAUGAAAAUGUUCAACAGAGCAAAACCCAUCUAUUGAGACAAAAUUGUGACAUAUUUAACAUAGAUGGAAAAAGUAUGAAAUCACAUUUAACUUUGGUUAACCAGAGCAAAAGCUAUGAAGUGAAGAAUCUUGCAGAGUUCCCUAGAAAUGAGAACUCCUUUGUCUCUGCUAACUGUGAGAAAUUUCAUACCAAAAUUCCAUUUCCUACAAGUCAAAAACUCAUCAGCAUUAAAUCUCAGUUCAGUAGCCCCAAGCAUAAGAAAAUUCAAAAAGCAGAGAAACGUCAUGUAUGCAGUGAGUGUGGGAAAGCCUUCAUCAAGAAGUCUUGGCUCACUGACCACCAGGUCAUCCAUACUGGAGAGAAGCCACAUCGAUGUAAUCUGUGUGGAAAAGCCUUCUCCCGAAAGUUCAUGCUCACUGAACACCACAGAACUCAUACAGGAGAAAAACCUUAUGAAUGCACAGAAUGUGGCAAAGCCUUUCUUAAGAAAUCACGGCUCAACAUACAUCAGAAAACCCAUACAGGAGAGAAACAAUAUAUAUGCAGUGAGUGUGGGAAGGGUUUCAUCCAGAAAGGAAAUCUCAUUGUACAUCAGCGAAUUCAUACAGGAGAGAAACCUUACAUAUGCAGUGAAUGUGGGAAAGGCUUUAUCCAGAAGACCUGCCUCAUAGCACAUCAGAGAUUUCAUACCGGGAAGACUCCCUUUGUGUGCAGUGAAUGUGGGAAAUCCUGUUCACAGAGGUCUGGUCUCAUUAAACAUCAAAGGAUUCACACAGGAGAGAAACCCUUUGAGUGCAGUGAUUGUGAGAAAGCCUUCACCACAAAGCAAAAACUCAUUGUUCAUCAAAGAACGCACACAGGGGAGAAACCCUAUGGCUGCAAUGACUGCGGGAAAGCUUUUGCAUACAUGUCUUGCCUGGUGAAGCACAAGAAAAUACACACAAGGGAAAAGCAGAGCGAUUCCAUGAAAAAACCCCCUGAGAGUGACAGCUCGUUAAGUACUGGUGGUGUCAUACAGGAGAUAAAUCCUGUUGGCACAGUGAUUACCCAAGUGCCUUCAGUGGCCUCACAGACUACAGUAAACAUCAGUGAGCUUCUAGCAGAUAGGAAUGUUGUCCUUGUGGGACCGCCAGUAGCCAGAUGUGUGCCUGCAGGCGACAGCAGAGAAUUUACACAGGAGAGAAACUUCAUGAAUGCAGUGAAUGUGGUUGUGCCUUCAGUCAUCAAUUAUGUCUUAUUUUAUGUCCCAGAAAACCCAUAGUAAAAUGCUGAGAUACUUUCUGUGUGGAAAAGCAUUGAGCAGAAAUCUCUAGUUCUUUUUAUGGCUGCAAAGUAUAUGCUAAGAGAAACUGUAUCCAUCCAGAGGCCAGGAAAGCCUGAUAAAUGCAUGCUGUCUGAAUGUUGCAUUGUUACACAGGCGAUGUUCACCCCCAAAUACAUACACCGGAAUUGCUAUCAUGUUAAGUGAGUCUGAGUUCUGAGUCUGAAGGAAGUCUGAGUUCAUUUAAAUGUAGGAAAUAAGUAUUCCAAGGUUAAAUUGGUAUCUGGAAUAUUGCUGUGAAUGAAAAACGACAUGAAAGAUGGUUGGCAAAAGAUGAUUGGCCUUGUAUCAUGUGGAACGUGGCUUUGUCAAUUUUGUUUUGGCAGUCCAGGGUAAGGAUUCAGAACGUGUGGUAAACUUAAACUUUACAUUAUGUAAAGGCACCUAUGAAAACUUUCCAUUGGGUCAGUUGUUCGUCUAACAGGUACUUGACAAGUGCUUUCUUUGUACCUAAUCCUGUUCAAGGAGCUUAGGUUAUAGUGGUGAACAAAAUGAAAAGUCCAGAUCUCUUGGAGAGAGCAUUGAGUUAGCUGGAUCAUGUUUAAGUGGUUCAUUACACUCCAGCCAGUCUGACUUGAGGAUGUAAACAUCUGUAUUCGGCGAAAUGAAUGUGAUUAACUAGUUCAAAGGGAUAUUUUUGUUGGCUUAUAUUGUUCAAGGAGCAUAUUAUUUUUGAGGGAUGAGGAAGAUUUGCUUACAGUUACAUUUAAGCACCUCACAGCACAAAGUUGCUAUUUUUUUUUAAUGCUCACAGCUUAAUUUUUUAAAGUUUUAUCUAAAAAGUGAGAAAUGCAAUUAUUAAGUUGCACUAGCCACAUCCCAGGUGCACAGUAGCUAUAUGUGAGCAGUGGUUACCAAAGUGGACAGCACACACAGCAACACUGAGUUAACAGGGCAUUUGUCAUGUCCAUUCAUGAGGUUUGAAGAGUGCUAGAUUGCAAGAUUUUAUAUUUCCAAACACACAGAAGAUCAAAUGCUAUUGAUUGGGAAAGUGAAUGUAUGAACGAAGGGGCUAAUCAGAAUGGGUUUCUUUUUUUUUUUUCAUUAUUGAAGGGGAAAUACUUCUAAAGAAUAGAACUCACCCAAACAUUUUGUGUGUGAUUAGACUUAAUGUAAAAGAGGCAGAGCAAGGGCUGGCAAUUUAGCUCAGCAGCAUAUGCACCUGCCUGGCAAGUGUGAAGGUUUAUAGGAUAAAAAUACAAAGGAGAAUAAGAUCGUUAGUGUUAAGAAUGGAGGAGCAUAUAACAGAGGGGAAGAUGCAUUCUUAUCUUUCAGACGUGCCCUUUCAGAUAUCCCAGCUCUUCUGUGAUCUAUUGAGUCACGAUGUAAUUUCUCCUCAUUCCUUCUCAUUGUCCCAGGAGUGGAGCCAUGAGCCUUCCUUUAUCCAGAUUUUUUUAAUUAGGUAUCAUAACGGUGUAUUUUCCAAAUUACAGGGCAUUCUGGUUACAGAGAAAUAAAUGGAAACUUUGCUAUUCUGUGACUGGCUCAGUUCAGUGAACACUGAGUCAUUGGAUAAUUUACUCUUUCAGAUAGAGCAAAACUAUAAAACAGUCAUUUUACACACUGGGGAUAUGUAGAUGAGAGCAGGCAAAGGAACAUCUCUCAUGAACCUUACUGUUUAGUGAGACUGAGACACAGUAAAAUAGGUUGUAUAAUACCAGGAAGUAUAUCUAAAUAGGUACUGGUGUGUAGGUAGGGAUGGUGCCCUUGUUCCCCUAGAGGUUUUCUAGAUAGAUGCAGUCAUCCGACUGUAACACCCAGCUGUGCUAAGCAGCUAUCAAUAUUCAUAAGCAUAGAACACCUCAGUAGGGUUUCUAAAGGUUGACUGGGCUUCUACCUCAAAGAUGCAAUAUUUCAAAGGAUGUAGAUUCCUGAGUCACACUCCAGCCUCCAAGGCCCAAACCUCUGGGACUGGAGGGUAGGACCACAUGGCCCUUUAGACUGAAUAGAAAGUUUGCCAUUUCAUGUUGACCCUGGAUAAGUUCAUGACUUUAAAGCAGUACAAGGGAAGGACAGAGCCUUCUCUUGUACAGGAAGGCUCUCCUUGUGCAGAGCCUUAUAGCAGGCUUUAAGGCUGCUUGAUUCGGUCACACCCUGAAGGGUUAGUGCCUAGGACCUGCCUGCAAAUAACAGAAACAGGAAUGAGUCCUGCCCUUAUGCUCAGUGAUUAUAGCCACAGGAAGAGAGCCCCCCACGUGGAGUACUGGAAGUGACACCAUUUUGGAAGUGGAAGUGGUAGCUGAUAGGGUCUCCAGAAGCUCAUAAUGUGAUGAGCCUGAUUCUGAGCACAGAUCUGGGUGAAGGUCCUUUAUGAGAGAUGUUUGGGAGUUUCUUUGGGUUCGGUCGUUGGACAAUUGUGGCUUUAGUUAUGGGCAGCUGGGCAGUCAGUGACUUCAAGGGUAUAAACAGAUAAAAGGCCAGAGGGACUCUCUUGGUUACUUCACUGUAAUUCACAAUAUGACCACAUAAAAUAAAGAAAAUCACACUAUUGUGUCAAUAAAUGAACAUAUUUGAUAACA
Cavia porcellus (domestic guinea pig) is the source of this 4503-nucleotide messenger RNA. RefSeq names its product zinc finger protein 350. The transcript is spliced from 5 exons. Lineage: Eukaryota; Metazoa; Chordata; Mammalia; Rodentia; Caviidae. The coding region runs from base 338 to 1924 and encodes 528 amino acids. Gene Ontology annotation, biological process: regulation of DNA-templated transcription. The record is from RefSeq and is a predicted model, not a curated record.